ACGUGAGGAAAAAGUCUAAAUCAGUGACCUAAUUCCCUGACCCACAAAUUAAUAUUUCAUUAUGAGAAAUAAAACGUGGUUGUUGAAUUAGCUGCCUUUGUUAUUUUAUUUAUUUACACACAGGAGCUGAGUCAACAUGGGCACAAGAAAGGACAAUUAGAAAGGCUUACUUUUUUCAUGGGCCGCCAAUCUGAAGUUGAUUUCUUUAUGUUUGGUAAGAGUGGGACUACAAGUUCAAGGCAAGAGCCGUGAUAAGCUUUGCAAAUUGCACAAAAUUAUUGACCCAGCAAACCAUUGUUGACCAACCAUUUAAACUAGACAUGCAUGACUUUCUCCAUGUAUAGUAUUUUAUUCUUAUUUUCAGCAACCAUUACCUACCCUGUUGUUAUAUAUAUUUCUGCUGUGUGCAAAAUUCACAUUCUAACAUCUGCAGAGUACCUUUUCUUAUCAAACCAUGGCCAUGCUUAGAGCUUUGAGCGUGAGAAACCACCGGAGGUAUGAACGGUUAGAACAGCCAAUUGAUGACCCUGAGGUUAGCCUUUUGGGAGGCAAGUUGCCGAGGACCACAAGUGUUCCAGCUCAAUUUUUGUCAAGAAAAUUAACACCGGCGUUAGCCAUGCCAUCCAAUUCCCAGGCUAAGUCUACCAAAAAGAGCAAGAGUCAUCCGCUUUUCAGCCUCUUUGACGGCCGCCGGCAUAGAAAGAAAACAACGGCUAAACCUGAAUUUGCAAGGUAUUUAGAGUAUGUAAAGGAGGGAGGUGUAUGGGAUCGGAGUUCAAAUAUGCCCGUCAUAUACUACAAAUGAAACUGCUUUUGGAAUCAAUAAUUUCAUUCUUUACUGUAUUUUUUUUCUCAACUUCCCGAAUCUUGUAAACCAAGUUCUAUGUCAAUUCAAGUUUCAUUAAAGAUUUGAUUAAAUUUUGCAAAUACAACAAACGUUUUUUCUUCUAGAAUAAAGAAGAACAACCUUCUUGGAAAAAAUUGUCAUUUCAACUAUGAAAUGGUUGAUCAUCCAACUGAAGUGUUUAAGUCCUUUAAGCAGCGAAGUCGAUCGAUUGCUUGGGGUUUUCUUUUCAAAGUUCCAUCUCAAGGAGUGAGCAUUUACGGUUGCAUGUUGGUGUACUGUAUGUAAUACUAGGGGUGAACAUUUUGGGUAUAGGAUAAGUAUAAAUUACAUUUAAUACU
Messenger RNA from Rubroshorea leprosula, 1185 nucleotides. Lineage: Eukaryota; Viridiplantae; Streptophyta; Magnoliopsida; Malvales; Dipterocarpaceae. The record is from the annotation of a GenBank genome assembly.